Dreissena polymorpha is the source of this 3195-nucleotide messenger RNA. RefSeq names its product ubiquitin-conjugating enzyme E2 N. The coding region runs from base 31 to 591 and encodes 186 amino acids. The transcript is spliced from 6 exons. The record is from RefSeq and is a predicted model, not a curated record. NCBI's taxonomy places the organism in Eukaryota, Metazoa, Mollusca, Bivalvia, Myida, Dreissenidae.
CCUCACAGCCGACAUCGAAUCUUUUAUUCGAUGUUGUGCAAGGGAGAUAAAUACUGUAAAUUUCCGCCAUUGCACCGAUUUUACUUAUUUCACAUUUUGUUGAAAGAAAACAGGAAACAUACACAAGACUCCAUGGCAGGAGGUCUACCGAGACGUAUUAUAAAAGAGACCCAGCGUCUAAUGCAGGAGCCUGUACCAGGUAUAAAUGCCAUACCUGAUGAGCAAAAUGCCAGAUAUUUCCAUGUCGUGGUAGCUGGGCCAGAGGGGUCCCCGUAUGAGAAUGGAGUAUUCAAGCUAGAACUGUUUCUACCAGAGGAGUAUCCAAUGUCGGCACCUAAAGUUAGAUUUAUGACUAAAAUUUAUCAUCCUAACAUAGAUAAAGUUGGUAGGAUAUGCCUGGAUAUUUUGAAAGAUAAGUGGAGUCCAGCACUACAAAUAAGGACAGUGUUAUUAUCAAUACAGGCAUUACUUAGUGCUCCAAAUCCAGAUGACCCAUUAGCCAAUGACGUAGCUGAGCAGUGGAAAACCAACGAGGCUAAGGCAAUAGAUACAGCUCGACAGUGGACAAGGAUGUAUGCAGACAGCAACUGACAGUAGCUGAGAGAUGUCUCCAUGUGAUUAUAGUCGUUCAUUCAAUCUCAUUAGUGCUCAUCAUCGACUUUCCUGAUUGUCUGUUAUCAGGCUGCAGUUGGACUAUUUAAUGUAUUCUGUCUUUGCCCAAGUAAUUUGUACAGUCAUUUAGGUGAUCUGUGUAAUAAGUGUUUUAUUUUAAUGUCUCUUAGUGUAGUUUUCUUUAUUCCACAAUCAUAACGAGGGAAUACCUCAGUAUAUAUCUAUAUGCGUUAUGGCAGAUUCUAUUUUGACUACUAGAUUUCAGUUUUACAUCAAUGAUGAACUCCUUGACAUAAAGAAGAAAACUUAUUCAAGUGAAACUUUAUUUGAUAAUCGAUCGAUCGAAUGUCUUUUUACAUGUAAAAUGAUUUAUUUCACUACAUAGAGAAUAUAUAUAUAAUAUCCUCUUAAAUCUAUUUGAUGUAUACAUCAGAACAAAAAUCUUGUACUAUGUUAAGGUUAUAACCACUGCCAAUGCAUAUUUAAAUUAUGUUGAUCAGAACCUUCUUCUAAAACUGAUCAUUUGGGAUAAACAAUCACAUACCUGAUUUUCAUAAAUGUCCUAGCUGGUAUAAGAGCCGUAUAAGUAAUUAAAAAAAUCCUCAUUAAAUUUGUUGGAUUUAUAGUCUUCAUACAUUUUUGUUUGGCUUGUUUAGUAAUUAUCAAUUAUUUGCUUGUGUUACAUAACACUUAUUUGAUUCAAUUUUUUAAAAUACUUCAGCACAAAAACCAAAUAAGUGAAAAUAUUAAAAGUUAGAGUUGUUUCUGAAAUAUUAUAGACGUGGUCUGGUAAUUCCUGGCUUAAUGUGUGUAAUGUGAUGUCCCAGAUAAGCCUGUGCAGUCUGGUACUACACUUUCUGCUUUUAUUGACAUUUUGGUUUAAAGCAAUUCUUCUAAACCCAAAUCCAGUGUAGGCCAAACGUGUCGCCCCUGAUUACUCUGUGCAGACUGCACAGGCUAAUCUGGGAUGAUGCUUUACGUACAUAGACUGCACAGGCUAAUCUGGGAUGACGCUUUACGUUCAUAGACUGCACAGGCUAAUCUGGGAUGACGCUUUACGUUCAUAGACUGCACAGGCUAAUCUGGGAUGAGGCUUUACGUUCAUAGACUGCACAGGCUAAUCUGGGAUGACGCUUUACGUACAUAGACUGCACAGGCUAAUCUGGGAUGACGCUUUACGUUCAUAGACUGCACAGGCUAAUCUGGGAUGACUCUUUACGUUCAUAGACUGCACAGGCUAAUCUGGGAUGACGCUUUACGUUCUUAGACUGCACAGGCUAAUCUGGGAUGACGCUUUACGUUCAUAGACUGCACAGGCUAAUCUGGGAUGAUGCUUUACGUACAUAGACUGCACAGGCUUAUCUGGGAUGACGCUUUACACACAUUCAUGAAGCCCAGUUUUCUUAGAAUGCGGCUCACAUAAAAACUUCAUUAUAGCACUUCCCAUACAAGUCAAACUUCUGCUAAUGUCUCUGGUGAGUAAUACUAGCCUGUUAAAAGUCGGCACUGGCUAUAACUUGUUUAACUGUUGACUGUAAGUGUGAUGUAUGAAAUUUAUCAAGGCUUUUUUCUUUGACUGCUUGAAGUGUCUAAUAGACAUUAUUAAGAGUUUAAGUUGUGAAAUUUUGUUGGUGUUUCUCUUUGUACGCAUUUGUAUCUAUUUAAUGUUUUGUUUGCCAAGCAUUUCUGUAGCAAGUACUAGACAGAUGGAGUCAUCUUAAGUUGCGUAAUAAACUUUGUUUGAGACAUGUACAGACAAUUUUUAUUUAUGACAAUAAUAGUAUUUUUUAAAUGUUUAUUUGACUUUUUAUGUCAUGAUUACUGUAUCUUUGUUAUGAAAGUUGGAUUGGUGUGUAAGACGGUGUUAAGUUAAAGAAUUGCCAAAAUAGAAACAUUCUUUGCAAGCUGUUGAUAGUAAACACUUGCUAUGCUCAUUUCUAUCAAUUCAGUUUUUCGACUGUAUUAAAUCACAAUUAAAUUGUUCCGAAGAUUUAUUUUAAAGAUAUUGUUUAAACUUAGCUUGAUUCAUAAUGAUACAUAGUUUUCUGUCCUAUCAAGCUUUUUGCUAUCAGUUUGUCAGUAAAGGAGCUUGUAAAUCGAUGGUUACAUUCUGCAUAGAGCCUAAUCAACAUCGCUUUUGAAGCAUAUAAGUCAUGUUUUGGGAAAACUGGGCUUAAUGCACACAUGUCUCCACGGGCUAAUCAGGGUCAACACUGUCCACCUACACUUGUUUGUUUUUUAACUUAAGAGGGACCUCCUUUUUAAAUGAAAAAUUUAAUAAAAGCGGAAAGUGUCGUUGCUGUUAGUCUGUGCUGACAUAAGACUGCACAGGCUAACCUGGGAUGACACUUAAGCACAUGCAUUAAGCCCAGUUUUCUCAGGACAAGGCUCGUAUAGUCAAGUGUUUGUGUUUUACCUUCAAUAAUUUGUGUUAUAGCUGUUCACAGACACCACACAGCUGGAUUGCAGUGUUCUAAAGUCGAGAGUUUUGUGUACCUCUGUACUUAGUGUUUCUGUCGAUAUUUAAACGUAAGCACUUGGGUUGCAAGUUAUAUGAAUGGUAUUAAUACAACAAAAAAAUCA